Messenger RNA from Haliaeetus leucocephalus (bald eagle), 7470 nucleotides. It is a transcript of the gene BMP2K, whose product is annotated as BMP2 inducible kinase. The transcript has 17 exons. NCBI's taxonomy places the organism in Eukaryota, Metazoa, Chordata, Aves, Accipitriformes, Accipitridae. Gene Ontology annotation, molecular function: ATP binding; protein kinase activity. Gene Ontology annotation, biological process: protein phosphorylation. The record is from RefSeq and is a predicted model, not a curated record. The coding region runs from base 300 to 3464 and encodes 1054 amino acids.
GCCCUGUGGAGGUUUUGACAAAAAUGGAGUACUUGAGCAAAAAUUCUUCAUAAAGCUUGCGAACUGCAUUGUGGCUUCUCAACUGUGUUUCUGGUACGUACCCAUGGUGGGAUACGUUGUGCACUGAAACGAAUGUAUGUUAAUAAUGUGCCGGAUCUCAACGUAUGCAAGAGAGAAAUCACCAUAAUGGUGUGCAGCGGUACCUUAAGUUCUCAAGGCCUCCAUGUGCCACAGCUCUCUUAACUGAAUGAUGCUGCUGGUGGCUUCCAGAAGUAUUGUUGUCCUGAGCAGUCGUAAGCAUGUUCUCCAAGUUGCGGUCCAGUAUUGGGGUAACUGAGUUAUCUGGGCACAAGAAUAUUGUAAGCUAUUUGGAUUGUGCUGUUAACUCCAUAAGUGAUAAUGUUUGGGAGGUACUCAUUCUCAUGGAGUACUGUCGAGCUGGGCAAGUUGUGAAUCAGAUGAAUCAGCGUCUGCAGACAGGCUUUACUGAGUCAGAAGUAAUGAGAAUAUUUUGUGAUACCUGUGAAGCUGUUGCUCGGUUGCAUCAGUGCAAAACGCCUAUAGUUCACCGUGAUCUAAAGGUGGAGAAUAUAUUGUUAAAUGACAGCGGGAGCUAUGUUCUCUGUGAUUUUGGCAGUGCCACUAACAAAUACCUUAAUCCUCAAAAAGAUGGUGUUAACUUGGUUGAAGAAGAAAUUAAAAAGUAUACAACACUAUCGUACAGAGCUCCUGAAAUGAUCAAUCUUUAUGGCGGAAAACCAAUUACUACCAAGGCAGAUAUCUGGGCACUUGGCUGCUUGCUGUAUAAACUUUGUUUCUUCUCGCUUCCCUUUGGAGAAAGUCAAGUUGCUAUUUGCGAUGGAAGCUUUACCAUUCCAGACAAUUCCCGAUACUCUCAUAGUAUACACUGUUUGAUAAGAUAUAUGCUUGAACCAGAUCAAGAACAGAGACCCGAUAUCUUUCAAGUAUCUUUCUUUGCCUUUAAAUUUGCCAAAAAGGAUUGUCCAGUGUCUAACAUUAAUAAUUCUCCUGUCCCUUCAACUCUUCCUGAACCCAUGACAGCUAGUGAGGCAGCUGCUAGAAAAAGCCAAAUAAAAGCAAGUUUCUUCCAUGGGAAAACUUGCCGUUUCAGAAUAACAGAUACUGUUGGACCAACAGAAACCUCAAUUGCACCGCGACAAAGACCAAAGGCCAAUUCAAGCACUGCCACUUCUAGUGUGCUGACGAUCCAGAGCUCAGUAACUCCGGUCAAAGUACAAGUUCCUGGUGAAUUUGGUAAUCGUGGGCAAAAAGGAACCGUGCGACCAGGGAACGGACAAGAAAUCUUACAGUCCCAAGGGACCAACCAGCACCCCCCGCAGCAGAACAGAGUUCUCCAGCAGCUGCAGCAGGGCGACUGGAGGCUACAGCAGCUACACCAUUUACAUCACCAGCAGCAGCAACCUACAAUACAGGAUGCUUACAUUCAGCAGUAUCAACAGGCAAUGCACCAGCAGAUGGUCCAACAGCAGCUGUUGAUGCAGUCUGUGUACCAGCAGCAACCUUCCCAAUCUCAGUAUCCUGCUAUGGUGCAGCAAUAUCAGCAGGCUCUCCUACAGCAGCAGAUGCUUGCUCAGCAGCAACAGCGGUCGCAACAGGCGCAGUCUCCUGAAUAUAUCACCUCUCCACAAGACUUCUCACCAGCCUUAAUCUCCUACCCUGGGUCGCUUCCAGUGCGUGCUGGAACAGUGGCAGAUUCUCCGUACCCUGCAAGCAGGUCAGGUAUUCCUGAUGCUGAAGCAAUUGCCAGUUACCCAAAGCAGAGCAUCAAUAACCCACCUGAUAUGUCAGGCUGGAACCCAUUUGGAGAGGACAAUUUUUCCAAGUUGACAGAGGAGGAGCUGCUGGACAGAGAAUUUGACCUGCUAAGAUCAAACAGGCUAGUGGACAGGAGAGCAUCUUCAGAUAACAAUGUGGAGCCACACUCUGCUCCACAGAAAAAUCCUCCUGAAGAUCCCUUUGGUUCUGUUCCUUUCAUUUCUCACCCAGGUUCCCCUGGGAAGCAAGUGGAUAACUCAGCCAGCAAUCAAGGAAAUACCUUAGGGACCCCGAACAAGGCUGGAAAACUGAGCCACGCUUUUAGAGAUUCCCGACCAGGGAGGAGAACUGCAGAGGGACAGGUGACAAAAGGUGGUGAUGAGUCAGAGAGUGAUUUUGAAUCUGAUCCUCCUUCUCCCAAGAGCAGCGAGGAAGAAGAAGAACAGGAGGAUGAAGAAGCCUUGCAAGGAGAGAAUGGAGACUUCAAUGAUGACAAUGAUACAGAACCGGAGAAUUUAGGCCACCGACCUCUCCUCAUGGACUCUGAGGAAGAGGUGGAGGAAGAGGAGGAGGAGAAGCCAAGUUCUGACUCUGAUUCUGAUCGUACCAAGCAAAAAUCUGUGGAAGGGCUCCUGAGCAGUAGGUUCAGAGAUGGUGUGGGCAGCAGUGAAAUCAAAGAACCCAGUUCAAUGCGUACAUCCUUGUCUGAGGUGCCAAGUACUGUAAUCAAGGUGAACCCUGGCCAAGAAUUUGAUGUGUUUGGGGCAGUGCCCUUUAUUACUCUGCAGCCUCAGGCAAGACAGAAGACGGAUAAAGAUGCCUCUUCUCAGACGGCUUUUCCAGGUCUGAACCAAGAGCAGGAUGACUUUGACGUUUUCACAAAAGCCCCCUUCAGCAAAAAGGUAUCUCAGCAAGAUGGCCAGGUGACGGGAACUGAGCCUCUGCUUUCCCCUACUUCUCUACGGAGCGUCGAUAUUUUUGGCUGCACACCAUUUCAGCCUUCCCUUCUUCCCAAGACUGGUGGGAGUAAGGAGGACCUGUUUGGGCUGGUUCCUUUUGAAGAGAUCACGGGGAGUCAGCAGCAGCAGAAGGUGAAGCAGCAGCGUAACCUGCAGAAACUCUCUUCCCGACAAAGGCGCAUGAAACAGGAGGUCUCGAAGAACAACGGAAAGCGUCACCACGGCACCCCAACCACCACGAAGAAGGCGUUGAAACCGAGCUACCGCACCCCUGAGAGAGCCCGCAGGCACAAGAAAGCAGGCCGCAGGGAUUCGCAGAGCAGCAACGAGUUCCUGACUAUCUCGGACUCCAAAGAGAACAUAAGCGUUGCGUUGACUGACAGCAAAGAUCGAACCAAUCCUCUGCAGACAGAUGACAGUCUGCUGGAUCCUUUCGGAGCCAAACCCUUCCACCCACCGGACUUGAUGCGGCAUCCCCAGCAUCAAGGGUUUGGUGACAACCGCGGGGAUCACAGCACGGUAGUAGUGGCUGGUAGACCUAGGCAGAACUCCUUGCACGGAGCCAUUCACGGUGGUGAUGGGCUGAAAACAGAUGACUUUGGUGCAGUACCCUUCACAGAACUGGUUGUGCAGAGCGCGCAAAGCCAACAACAACAGGCGCUAGAGUUAGAUCCCUUUGGAGCAGCUCCAUUUCCUUCCAAACAGUAAAUGCUUCCAACAGGUUACCCCCUCCACCUCUCUGAGUUAUUUAAUAGAGGUUUUAAUUAGUGGAGUAAUUUAUCUGGUUGAAUUGACAGGGACCUGGCUCCUACAGUUUGUUCAAGUUCAAGAAGGCAUGGCCAGCUUGUGCCAUGGAAUUUAGAAUGAUGGCAAAUUCUUACUGGGGUUUUUUUUUUGGAGAAAAGUAGAAAAAAAGAACCAGGAGCAUCAUUUUGUUAUGAUAGAUGACUCCCAGAAUGAAAAGAGAAAUCAGAUAAGAAUCAUUGUCUGUCACUGACUCUGGGCCCUGGAACAUAUUGUCAUUCUGCACUUUUGCGUUGCCUUUUCAAUCCUCUGUGAUGUGCUGAGAUGGAGGGAGGGAGACAGGCAGAGAUCACAUGAAAAACAUUUUCCAUACGUACAGGUAGGCUAAUGGAACUGUGGUGAUUCUUCAUGUCUCAGUCGCAGUAGACCUAAGAACCAAAAUGUACUACUGUCCAGAUUGAUCUGCUGGGAAUAGUCAAGUCUAUGCUUCCGAGGUGAAAACUACGUUUAUUCAUCAUAAAAAUAAGCCAAGUCCUCAAGGGGCUGUGGCCCAGAAUUCCAGAGCACAGCUAUGGCUUGGGACCUGGUAGACAUCUAUGCAGCUGCAGAGGUGAAAGGCGGAUUUUUUUUUUUGUGUGCCUAAAUGUUCUUUUUUUGUUUGUUUGUUUUACAGUAAGUGCCAUUAAUGUAAAAUAGCAAACUGGAAGCUUAGAGUUAAAACUAAAGAUACAGAGAACAUAAUGGUUUGCGAGACAAAAAGCCUGAAUAUAGGGGACUAAACCAGCAGGGAUGCAGCCAGUCUUUGCAGCACUUUGAAGACUACUCAGUACGCUGGGAAGAGAGACUGGUUUACACGAGCAAAUCAUUUGGCACAUGUGGAGUAUUCCAGAUGACUUGUACAGUUGACUGUGAGAUGCAACCAUCAGAUUUAUUUGAUUACAAAUUGGAAUUUGUGUCUGAAAGUACCUUUUCUUUUCCUCUUGGAUUUUUAUUGCAAAGAAAACGUGUAUUCUUUCAAAGAUGUUGGUUUUUUUAAAACAAUAAUAAUUUUAUGAAAUGACUGUAACCUAAUGUUCUUUUAAGUUCUGAUGAAUCUGUUAUUUUACUUUAAGUGUAUUUUAUAAGAAAGUUUUGCUAAAUGCACUGAGCUUUGAAGAAACUUCCCUGAACCCGGAUUUGAUUCGGAACAGAAGCAGUAAGCAGCAGGUAGCUUGCAGAAGCUGAUUGCUACCGUACCAGUAAACUGCAUUUCACACCACGAAGCCUUACAGGCAGGACUCCUGUCGUGUUGCACAGUACCUUGAGACGUUAGAUGCACAAGACGUGGCUAAAGGCUCAGGAGCGUGCGGUGCCAGUAGGUGAUGGGAAGGUGACGCGAACAGACUCGCUGAGGACAAGAUUUCAUUACCAUGUUGUAGAAGUACGUGCUGUGUGUAGGCAGGACGGCUUCUCCGCUGCCUUGCAACUUGUGCCAAGCCAUGUAUGCCGUCUGCAGAGCGAGUAUGACUCGGCACGGUCCGAUUUGCCUUUUUUCUGUGGCAGAAGUCCUCAAGAAGAAGGGGAAGGAGGUAGUUCCUCUGCUUGUCUCAACUUUAUAUCCUGCUCUACUGAUUGCUGAUGGAUAGAUAAUUGGAAGUUUAUAUAUGGAGGACAUAAGCAUUUGUGUUUGUGUGUCCAGGUGUCCCCCCUUUUACAGGAGGUGAAGUGAAAUAUUUAGGGUUGCACUUUUUUUUUUCCAAACUCUUCUGCCGGUUAUACAGUCGUCCUGAGAUCUGUGAGGGUGGGGGUGAUCCCUUAUGCUAUUCGAUGAAAAGGCCACAUUAAAAAGCAGUCACUUGACUCCUUUGGGCGUUGGUUUGAUAAAACACUCCCUCGGAUAUAUAUGAGAUUGCUUCUCCUAGUCCUGGAAUUUGAAAGUAGCUCAUAUGUAUCUGUACACCUUCAUUACCUUUAUCUUCCUCAUUUUCAUUUUUCUCACAGGGUGGAAGUGAAAUAUCACAGCUGUGCUUGGUUAAGUAUGCCUUUUUCAGGCUUAGAAAUUAAGCUCUUAGGAGGUUAUGAGUAGAAAUGUUUCAACUCUAUUUGCACAGGAGUUUCUUAGGCUUUAUUACUACUGUUCUCACCUGGUUUUUUUGUGCCAAAGGCUGUAAGAAGCGCACGCCAAGUUUUGUAGCAUUUUCUGAUACUCAGGUUAACUGUCUUUUUCGUUUGUUUUCUGGGUUUUUUUUUUCUAUUCUCUGCGCGUGCUUAUGAGCUACCUUCCUAGGGUUUCCUUCUGAACUGUUACACUUACCUGCCUAAAGAGCUGUUGAAACACAAUGAUAUGACAAACGGGGCAGGUGGGUGGAAACAAAACGAGACUAGACCAACAGGCAAUUGACCCGUUUUAUUAAAUACGGCUUGUCCUCACCAAAGCCACGCAGCCGCUGCUUUUCCCUGGUGGAAAACCAACUUGAGGGUUUGCUUGGCUGUUUGGUGCCAGAGGAAAGUGUUAACCACACGUGUGGGACUGGGGGAAAAAGGAGAGGUUGUUCGCUGUUGGACAUGGAGGGAAAAGGCUGUGCAUCUGUGUGUUGGCAGACUUGGUGUAGGCCUAAACAUUCAGGUAAAUUAAGAAGAGAAGGAGGUGUGUUUGGUUUUUGACUGUUUCCCCUGAGACUUCAGGCUGAGGAGUGCUACAGGUUUUCCUUGGGUGGUGGGUUGGUUUGGUUUUUUGGCAGAGGGUUGUAUUACAGUACAGGAAAGCUGAAGUGAGGUUGUACACAGAAACUGAGAGGGGAGAUAAAAACAAACUGUAAACCCAAGUUACUCUAAAACUGGCAUAACGCCUCUGGCUGCAUACGAGUUAUGGCCGAUGAUAUUUGCUUUCUAAUGGCCUUAAUCAACCUUGUUCUUUGUAUUCUAGAUACAAAACAGGUUUUUGCAUAGAUGUAACUUUUUCUUUUAUAGAGUUAAAAUUAUUUUAUCCUUUCUUGUGAAUGAAAAGAGAUUAGUAUGCUUCACUAAGUUGACUUUGCGUGGUAUAUAUUGUUUAUACACAACUAAACCCAAGUUUGGGUUUAAUUUCACCUAAGAUCCGCUAGUCAACAGAGACGAAAUGUGGUACUGUCGGGGAACGUGAUAUCGUUUUGCCUGUAUUUGGUGUGUGUGAAUGUUCAAAUGCUUGCUUGCCACGGAGUGUAUUGUGACCUUACCUGAAAUACGGGAAAGACUUUGCUGCGCUAGACAUGUACCAUACUGUCUGUGAAGACAAUAAUAGCAAGGUAAGGAUCUGAUACUUCCUUUCCGACCGAAAAUACCGAUCGAUUUUUACAGCUUGUCUUUCAGCAUGUUGAAUGACUGAACCAUAGGCCGUUUAAAAUCAGCUGUGUGAGAGAGAUUUUGUCAAAAGGUACUAAGAAGCCUGUAAUGGUUGCAGUCAUUGAAAGAAAAAUAAGAUCGCCGUGUUUCUCUGCAGACUCUCAAAUGGCCUUGAGGUGCACGCAAUUGCUUUGGCUGACCUGCGUAAUGUGGGACCCGUGAGUACCAGCUUUGGAGGAAGUAACUUUUAAUCAUUCUGGGUGUCCCAGUUAGUAAAACCAAGUACUGUGAAAAUAAGUUGAUAUAUUUGCUACUGUGAGAAUAAGAGUUUAUCUGGAGUUUUUUUAUACUAUAUCGUGUAUUUUUAUAUAUGAAAAGUAUAUAUAAAACAUACACAUGCUCGCACACAUCAUGUAUCUCUUGGAGUUGCUGUGUUUUUAGUAACACAGCAGCCACAAUCACUUUUGUGUCCCUUGAGGGAGUGAAUAUGAGUGAAAGCUGCAAAAGAAAAAAAAGUGCAAAGGGUGGCUGCUGUGUUACUUUUCUAUAGAGCUUACGUUGAAAGGAAAACCAAGGAAGUUGUGUGUAUAGCUAAAUUUGUGACUAAGGCAUCACCUAAUAUUAAAGAGCAUAAAAACUAUUUUGAAAUUGCUGGCCUUCAGCUUUUAAG